CGAGCGCUAAAGGUCCCGGAGUGUCCUGCCUCUCCUCGUGCUCACUCCUGUCCUCUCUCCGCUCCUCGCCUCCUCUCCUCUUUUCGCUCCAGUGACGCGCCGCAGGGAAAGAGGAACCGCGGGGAAAGCAGAAGUCAGAUUAGUGGAGGUUUUUUUUUGCAGGUUUUGGCGCUUUGGAGCCGCUCUCCUGCUGCAGACAUGUUCAGUUGGGUUAAACAGGAGCAGGGAGGACGCAACAAGGAAGGAGAGAUGUACGCGACCGUGACUGAAGGGCUGCAGACGCUGUACACCAAGAAGCUGCUGCCGCUGGAGGAGACUUACCUGUUUCAUGACUUCCACUCACCUGCGCUCGAGGCCGCGGACUUCCAGAGCAAACCCAUGGUGCUGCUCGUGGGCCAGUACUCUACCGGGAAGACCACGUUCAUCAGGUAUCUUCUGGAGCAGGACUUCCCGGGGAUGAGGAUUGGACCUGAGCCGACCACAGACGGUUUUAUCGCCGUAAUGUACGGAGAAAAUGAGGGUGUCGUCCCCGGCAAUGCCCUGGUCGUCGAUCCCAAGAAACCCUUCAGGAAACUCAACGCCUUUGGGAAUUCCUUUCUAAACAGGUUUAUCUGCUCUCAGAUGAAUAACCAGGUCCUUCAGAGCAUCAGCAUCAUCGACACUCCAGGGAUCCUGUCGGGAGAGAAACAAAGAAUCAGCCGAGGUUACGACUUUGCAGAGGUGUUGCGAUGGUUUGGGGAGCGCGUGGACAGAAUCAUCUUGCUGUUCGAUGCUCAUAAACUGGACAUUUCAGAUGAGUUUUCUGAGGCCAUCCGAGCUUUCAAAGGUCAAGACGAUAAGAUCCGAGUGGUGCUCAACAAAGCCGACCAGGUGGACACUCAGCAGCUGAUGCGGGUGUAUGGCGCCCUCAUGUGGUCUCUGGGGAAAGUAAUCAACACUCCGGAGGUGGUUCGGGUUUAUCUGGGCUCAUUCUGGGCCAAGCCUCUGCAGAACACGGAAAACAGACGUCUGUUUGAAGCUGAGACUCAGGAUCUGUUCAGAGACAUUCAGGGUUUACCUCGAAACGCAGCUCUGAGAAAACUCAACGACCUGAUCAAGAGAGCCCGACUUGCUAAGGUGCACGCUUACAUCAUCAGUUACCUGAAGAAGGAAAUGCCGUCGCUUUUCGGGCGAGAGAAAAAGAAGGAGGAGCUAAUUCUGCGACUUCCCGAGAUCUACACCAUCCUGCAGAGGGAGCACCACAUCAGCCCCGGAGACUUCCCCAACGUGGCAAAGAUGCAGGACCAGUUGCAACAUUAUGACUUCAGCAAAUUCCCGUCUCUAAAGAUGAAGCUCAUCGAGUCGGUGGAUAAAAUGUUGGCGUCAAAGAUCGCUGUUCUCAUGGCAAUGAUCCGGGAGGAGGAGUCUAAAGCUCCACCUGCCAUGGUGCAGGGCGGGGCAUUCGAGGGAUCACAGGAUGGCCCCUUUGGUCAUGGGUACGGUGAGGGCAUCAGCGCCGGCGCCGACCACGAGGACUGGAUCGUGAACCGCGACAAACACCGAUACGAUGAGAUCUUCUACACGCUGAUGCCCGUCAACGGGAAGAUCUCUGGAGUCAACGCCAAGAAGGAGAUGAUGAAUUCCAGACUCCCCAACACCGUCCUCGGAAAGAUCUGGAAGCUGGCGGACUGCGACCAAGACGGAAUGCUGGACGACGAGGAGUUUGCUCUGGCACAGCAUCUGAUCCAAGUCAAACUGGAGGGAUACGAGCUGCCUGGGGAGCUGCCCCACCAUCUGAUCCCUCCAUCACACCGCAAGAGCCACCAGAGCAACGGGGAAGGGGUCUACAGCCACAACGAGGACUGAGGACUGAACUGGGAUGGAACCGGGACUAAACCGGGACUGAACCGGGACUGAACCGGGACUGAACCGGGACUGAACCGGGACUGAACCGGGACUGAACCGGGACUAAACCAGGACUGAACCAGGACUGAACCAGGAGAGAACCAGGACAGAACCAGGACUACUCCAGGACCAAAUUAGCAUUAUAAAGUUUGUUUUUGUUUGAGUGUCCCUUCUGUCCCUCCAUACCAUUAUCAUUAGUCCUAAACAUUUCACAUAUUCACCGCUUCAGUCUCAGUUCAGUCUCAGUCCAGUUCGAAUUCAGUCCCAGUCCAGUUCCACUUCAGUCCUGGUCCAGUCCUGUUUCAGUCCUGGUCCAGUCGUGGUCUCUGGAGUCUGUUACAUAAGAGUCAGAUGAAAAAUGGUUUUGUACUGGACCCACUGGACUCUCACAUUUCAUUAUUGCAGCUUUGAUCUCAAACAUGAAGAUUUAUGAAGGAAAACAGAGUCUGUGUUUAAGAAAAACUUUGAUAAGUACAACGCCGGGACUGAAACUGGUGUCAUCCUGGACUAAACCACUUCCAGUCCAGGUUUAGACCUGGUUUAGUCCCAGUUUAAUCCUGGUUUAGACCUGGCUUAGACCUGGCUUAGACCUGGCUUAGACCUGGCUUAGACCUGGCUUAGACCUGCCUUAGACCUGCCUUAGACCUGCCUUAGACCUGCCUUAGACCUGCCUUAGACCUGCCUUAGACCUGCCUUAGACCUGGCUUAGACCUGCCUUAGACCUGGCUUAGACCUGGCUUAGACCUGGCUUAGACCUGGCUUAGACCUGGCUUAGACCUGGUUUAGACCUGGUUUAGACCUGGCCUAGACCUGGCCUAGACCUGGCCUAGACCUGGCCUAGACUUAGCUUAGACCUGGUUUAGUCCUAGUUUUAAUUUCAACUGUGUGUGAAUUUGGACCAAUCACUGUCCUUGUUUUUCAGAACAAAUUACAUCUUUUAUUUAAAUCAACUCUUUUGGUUCGGGUUUAGACCUCCUUUAGUCCCUGGCUUAGGUCUUAUUUAAUUUGAGGUUCGUUUUGACCCUGGUUUUAAUCGUGGUUUUAAUCCUGGUUCCGUCUUGGUUUAUACCAUAACAGACAGAUACUAAAACUGGAAAGAGUUUAAGGCUUUGGGCUGUAACAGCUGGUUCAGUCCUGGUUCAGUCCUGGUUCAGUCCUGGUUCAGUCCUGGGUCAGUCCUGGUUUAGUCCUGGGUCAGUCCUGGGUCAGUCCUGGGUCAGUUUUGUGCUCUUAUGUUGUGAUGCCUUUAGACUGCAUUUUUGUGAUCUUAAUGCCCCCUAGUGGACAAGAAAACGUCCUGUGUAAAUCCUAUUAUAGUCCUGGUUUAGUCCUUGCUCAGUCCUAGUUUAGUCCUGGUUCAGUCGUCAUUCAGUCCUGGUUUAGACCAAGAUUUAGUCCAGGUUAACAGGUCUAGAUCUGAUUGUAUCAAAAGUAAGUGGUUUUGACCAAAAUUUGAGACACAUCAGUUUUUAUUUUACAGAUUUAAAAAAAUGUCUCUCUUCAAACAUUCCUCUCGUUGUGUCAUACCUGUGGCUCCAGGUUCAGUCCAAAGUCUUAAGACUUUUAUGUGAUAAAAUAAAUCCAUAAAGUUCAAUAAUCUGAAGUUUAUAAUGUGACUUUACAACAUAGUCUUAUGACAGGAACCACACCCCGAGGACUAAACCAGGAAGUCCAGGACUAGACCAGGACUAGACCAGGACUAGACCAGGACUAGACCAGGACUAGACCAGGACUAGACCAGGACUAGACCAGGACUAGACCAGGACUAGACCAGGACUAGACCAGGACUAGAACUAAAAACCACAAUUGGUCAGCUCCUGGUUUGACCUCUAGAUCAAUUGAAUCUUUCAUUUCCUCUGUGAUGUUCAGUCUUUGCUCUGUUACAAAUGAUUCCAAAGAUGUAAAAAAAAUAAAAUCUUUAUUUGUAUGUUUUCUUCCAAGUAUUGUACAGAACUAUUAGUUUCUUAUUUUGUUUGACACAUUUUCAGACACUUCAAAUUAAUUUCAAAUGUAUAACUCUACUGUAACCUGCUGUUACCAUAACGACCCCAUGUUUAGUUAAAGGUCCAUAUGACUCUAUUCUCUGCUCUGUUUUAAUGUAGUUUCCUCAUCACAAACAGACCUGGAGUUGUGUUUUGUUUCAUUCACACAUGUUUAACACACAAACUCUGCAUAUUCAGGCUGAGUUCUUCUCUCAAACUGAAAACACUCUGUUCCACCUUGUGAUGUCAUGACUUAAAUCUCACACGAGACAGUUUUGUGUCAUAUAGGACCUUUUAAAUCUAUUCUGCUUAUUAUUAUUGUUUUAAAUGUUUGUGCCUUAUCGCUCGAAGAAAAGCCAUAUGUUCUUCUGCAAUCAGCACUGCCUUACUUUAAUUUUAUUUUAACUUUAUCAAACUGCACAGAUUUAUUCACGAUUAAAACAUGUACAGAAGAAUUUCAUUUGGAAGAAAUUAUCUCAGAUUUUGUGUGAAAAAUGAUGAAAGUCUGAGGAGGAGUGUAUUUUAUUAAACUUUGUAAA
Molecule: messenger RNA, 4405 nt
Organism: Periophthalmus magnuspinnatus
Lineage: Eukaryota; Metazoa; Chordata; Actinopteri; Gobiiformes; Gobiidae
Gene: ehd4
Product: EH-domain containing 4
Exons: 9
Coding region: 199-1845 (548 amino acids)
Biological process (GO): endocytosis; endosomal transport
Cellular component (GO): cytoplasm; plasma membrane
Molecular function (GO): protein binding; calcium ion binding; GTP binding
Source: RefSeq, a predicted model, not a curated record